Odocoileus virginianus texanus is the source of this 804-nucleotide messenger RNA. Lineage: Eukaryota; Metazoa; Chordata; Mammalia; Artiodactyla; Cervidae. The record is from RefSeq and is a predicted model, not a curated record.
AUGAAUACAAGCAAAAAACGUGUGCCAUACCUCACGUGUUCCCAGCACCCGCUGGAAACACCGGCCCGCCCCCGGCGUGACGUCGUCCCGGUGUUGUGGCUGCGGCCGCACGUGGUAGAGUCCGCCACAGACUCCGCUCUGCGUCCUCAGCACCAGCCGCUGCCUUCCUGCUCUUUCCGUUCUCUGUGUCCUCGUCCACCAGCUGCCCGAUUCCUGGGGGCAGGGAAGGACUGCCCGACUGCUACAGCAGCACCGGGGGGCACGCUAUACGCCACUACCCCCGGAGGCACCAGGAUCAUCUACGACCGAAAGUUCCUGCUGGAGUGCAAGAACUCACCCACUGCCCAGACGCCUCCCUGCUGCCUCCCUCAGAUUCCCGGGGUCACAGCUCCUCCAACAGCCCCACCCCCCAAGCUAGAGGAGCUGACGGAGCAGAAGGAGACAGAGGAAGAGAUACCCGAUGAUGCACAGUUUGAAAUGGACAUCUAAUCCCAUGCAGAUGACCACGUGUGGAAUGAGAGGAAUCCGUCAGGCUGCUGCCGCUACCUCCUUUCUCUGGGGUAUCCAAAGGCCUACUGGCCUCAUCUAAUCCGGAAGGGGGUGAUCUGUUGGUUCUGGGCCUCCCUGUUGGGUCUGAGGCAGCUAGACCAGGGAUAGGAGUGGGCAACUUGCCAAGCCCUUAGCUCUACUUUCUCUUUGGUCUGUAGGCACUCCUCCCAACCCCUGGCACUGGGCUCCAGCUGAGGCUGGGCCAGGGGAAUGGAGAAUGUCACUUUCUGACUGCUUAGUAAACAUUCAAAGAAA